This is a messenger RNA of Macaca mulatta (Rhesus monkey), 2556 nucleotides long. RefSeq names its product mal, T cell differentiation protein (gene MAL). Gene Ontology annotation, molecular function: structural constituent of myelin sheath. Lineage: Eukaryota; Metazoa; Chordata; Mammalia; Primates; Cercopithecidae. The record is from RefSeq and is a predicted model, not a curated record. Gene Ontology annotation, cellular component: membrane. Gene Ontology annotation, biological process: myelination.
AGGACGGUCUCCUGGGGAGGAAGAAGAUGUCCUCUCAGAGGCCAGCAGGUCCAACUAGCGAGCUAUGAGAUGCCCACGGUGGGUGAGGACCUGGGCUUCUGAAGUCCCACAGCCCAUUGUGCCCAGAGAGAUGCUGCCCUGGGGACCCGACACAGUGAACUUGGUUGCAGCCAUCCGAGCUAGCAGCUCUCAGAGGCACAUCGGGGUUUUCUCAUUUCAAAUGCCUGGCCCCUUUCCAGAGGCGCUUUAGAAUGGCCAGCUGAUGGGAGCGCUACUUUUCUUUGGAAAAUGCGUCCACGAAUGUACUUCUCUCCCUAGGGACUGGGAAGGAGGAAGAAUUGUGCAGCAGGGAGAGAUGAGAGAGGGGAGAGAGGGGAACCCCUUGUCCUGCCUGCAGCAGCUGCCAGUGAAAAGAAAGAAGGGUUGGGAGUCUGAGCUGGAGGCUGCGGGGACAAUCCCCUCUUGGCAGGAGAGAAUCCGGACGGGGGCGGAUUUCAGGCUUCAGUGUUUGUAGGAGGAAACACAGCAAUCCACUAUUAAUAGUAAAUUAAAAUAAAUAGGCAACUGCUGUAUAGUAAUACUUGUUUUGUUUUUUUUUUUUUUUUUUUAAGGCAAAAAGUAAUAGAUAGUGAAACAGAGAAACAAAACAGGAAACACCGGCAGUCAACAGGCAGCAAAGAACAUGCGGGUGGAGGUAGCAGCGGUCCCACCCUCCAAAGGCCCGGGCUGCCCAGACCAAGAGAAAGAGAUGAAUCUCUUCUGGUAACGUCCCUUCCUGUCCCAUGGAACCAAGGCAGACCUGCCCCAGCCCCACCACCAGCAGCCUUCUGCUGGGGCCGGCACGGCUGGGAGCAACCUCCUUCCCUCAGGCAGGCGCGCAGCGCCAAGUACAGAGGCCCCGGUGCACGUUCCCAGCGCCGAACCAGCGCCGGCUCGGGGUACGCGGAACGGGCCGGCGGCCGGGGCUGGUCCCAGCCCCCACUGCAGACCCCCAGGCUGUGGCGGCGGUCCCGUUCCGCCAGGAAACCGCCGCCUGGAGCUGUGGGUCGCGCACAUUAACGCAUCCAGCGGCAAAAUGAAGGAGACCCAAAUUCAAAGUUAGAGCAAUGGUGACCCGAGGGGUGCCUUGGUGGGUUUGGGGUCCCGGUUACUGAUGGUUAACAUUCUUAGGAGAUACUGGUCACCUACGAAGCGAGAAAGGCAUGAGGAGCCCCUGACCAAAGUGGUUUUGCCCUGCUUCCCACAAGAGGUGCCACCCACGGCUGGAACGCAGGAGUCAGGUCCACCGUCCCCAGCUCUGCACGCCCGCAGCGGGCCCUCGAGGAGGUUCAGGGCGGUGCCCGCGGCGCUCGGGCCGGGUCUCCCGGGGCGUGGGGCUGGGGGCGGAGCUGGGCGGCGGCCUGGGCUCCUCCCUCCUCUGCUCCGGCUCCCCUGCUCUUAACCCGCGCGCGGGGGCGCCCAGGCCACUGGGCUCCGCGGAGCAAGCGAGAGGUCUGCGCGCAGUCUGAGCGGCGCGCGUCCAGUCCCGAGGCCCACGCCAGCACGCCCUCAUGGCCCCCGCAGCGGCGUCGGGGGGCAGCACCCUGCCCAGUGGCUUCUCGGUCUUCACCACCUUCCCCGACUUGCUCUUCAUCUUUGAGUUUAUCUUCGGGGGCCUGGUGUGGAUCCUGGUGGCCUCCUCCCUGGUGCCCUGGCCCCUGGUCCAGGGCUGGGUGAUGUUCGUGUCUGUGUUCUGCUUCGUGGCCACCACCACCUUGAUCAUCCUGUACCUAAUUGGAGCCCACGGUGGAGAGACUUCCUGGGUCACCUUGGACGCAGCCUACCACUGUACUGCUGCCCUCUUUUACCUCAGCGCCUCGGUCCUGGAGGCCCUGGCCACCAUCACGAUGCAAGACGGCUUCACCUACAGGCACUACCACGAAAACAUUGCUGCUGUGGUGUUCUCCUACGUAGCCACUCUGCUCUACGUGGUCCAUGCCGUGUUCUCUCUAAUCAGAUGGAAGUCUUCAUAAAGCCGCACAGAACUUGAGCUGAAAACCCAGAUGGUGUUAACUGGCCGCUCCACCUUCCGGCAUAACUUUUUAGAAAACAGAAAUGCCCUGGAUGGUGGAAAAAAGAAAACAACCCCUCACCCCCACCCCCAACAACAACAACAAAAGCCCUGCCCUAUUGCUUGUGGGUGCUGCGUUUACUCUCCCGUGUGCCUUCGCGUCCGGGGCGGGAGCUCGCUGUGUCUAACCUCUGACUGCUGCGCUGUCUGCUAGGGUCACCUCCUGUCUGUGAAAGGGGAACUUCUUGUUUGGGGGUGGGAGGUGGGGACCUGACCUGAGAAGGAAACACAGAUCCCCUGCUGACCCCUGGACCAGCUCUCGAGAACUACCUGCUGGAAUUUUCCACAGGCUCUCCUGAGCGUCCCCUCCUGUGGCAUGUUUUAAGUCUUCACGGACGUUCUGUGUGUCAUGGGGACUAAAACUCACCCCACAGAUCUUUCCAGAGGUCCAAGGUGGAAGAUGGUAACCCUGUGAAAUACUUUAUAAAGUGUCUUUAUGUUCAAUA